UUGCCUUCCGGUCUCGUCUCCUCUUUCUCUGGUAUUCAUUUCUCCCUCAUGGGCUUCCCCAAAGAAGAAGCACCCACCUCCAAAAACCAACCCUCCUUCCCUUCCCAGAUCGAAGAAGAAGGAGAAGUAGAAGACAAUGGCGACGAGGACGAAGAGGAGGAAGACAACGAAGGCGAGGAAGAAGAAGAAGAAGAAGCCGAUCCAGGUUCAGGAAUGGAGAGAUAUAGGGCCAAAUUGGAGAGGAUGUUCAGGAGGUUGUCGGCCGAGAAGGUUAGCAUACGUGUCCAUGAUAUCCUGAUCAAGGGGAACUCCAAGACCAAGGAGUCUGUAAUCGCAGCGGAGCUGGAGCGGCUGAGGAAGGCCAGCACCAUGCAGGAACUGCUUCGGGCGGCAACAAUCGCUAAUGCGAGGCUGCACAGCUUGGAGAUAUUCGAUUCAGUGUCGAUCACCCUCGACGACGGACCGCCCGGGCUUCCCGGCACUGCCAACGUCGUCGUCCAGGUUCAGGAAGCCAAGAACCCGCUUGGGGGAGACCUGGGUAUCUUCUCGAAGCCGGAGGCUCGAUCUUGGUCUGUUGAAGGUUGCUUGAAGUUGAAAAACUUACUUGGAUAUGGAGAUAUCUGGGAUGGCUCUGGUUCCUAUGGAUGGGAUCAAACUGCAGAACUUAGUGCUGGAUUAUCAUUGCCAAGAUUUGGGAGAUUAUCCACCCCCCUAAGAGCCAGAUUUUCCUUGCUUUCACAGGAUUGGUUGAAAUUCUCAUCUUACAAAGAGCAACUUUUGGGUUUUUCUCUUGGAUUGAUUUCAACCAGACAUCAUGAUUUAUCAUAUAACCUUACAUGGCGCGUACUGGCAGAUCCAUCUCAUGCAUCUUCAAAAUCAAUAAGGAGACAACUAGGUCAUAGUUUGCUCUCUUCAGUGAAGUAUGUCUACAAAAUUGACAAGCGGGACUCACAACUGAGGCCAAAACGUGGCUACGCUUUCAUGUCAGCUUCUCAUAUUGGUGGCCUUGACCCAGAUAGUAGGUCCCUGCGGUUUGUGAGACAGGAGUUUGAUCUUCGUUAUGCUUUUCCUUUGGGAUUCUUUAAUGCGGCUGUCAAUCUAGGAAUUUCUGGUGGUGUUGUCUUGCCAUGGGGAAAAGGAUUUGCAAAUUUACCUUCUCCUUUGCCACAAAGAUUUUUCAUUGGUGGGCAUUCUUCUCCUGUAUGUACACUUAACGGACCAACUUCAUUGUUGGGGUUUAAGAGUCGGGGUUUAGGCCCAACUGAUGUGAGAAGGGUAUCCAUUGAUCCAUCCAACAAGGAAGAGUCUGAUGCCUGCCCUGGUAGGGAUGUCCUGGGAGGAGACCUGGCAGUCACUGCAUUUGCUGAUUUAUCUUUUGAUUUACCUCUUAAGCUGUUAAGAAAUUCAGGAAUUCAUGGCCACCUCUUUGCCUCUGCUGGGAACCUAGCCAAGUUAACUGAGAAUGAGUUUCGGAAUUUUUCACUUAGGAAAUUUGGUGAGUCAUUCCGAAGCUCAGUUGGGGGUGGCAUCAUUGUUCCAACCAAGUUGUUUCGUGUGGAGAUAAACUACUGUUACAUAUUAAGGCAGUUGGAAUAUGACAGUGGGAAGACAGGCAUACAGUUCAAUUUUUCUGCUUCAGCCUAGCUUGGUUGGCGUUAAUAACAGGUCCACAGCACAAUGUGGAUAAAAUUUUUCUGCUUAAUGAGCUACGAACUCGUAUGCCCUUUCAAAUGUUUUUCGCAAUUUCAUUGCAAUUUUUGCCUGUGGCCUCGCUUCUUUUUCCUGUUGCCGUAGACUGCUGUGUUGUGGUAAUCUCUCACUUUUGAGGUUAUUAUCAAGCAAUAACCCGUUACAUUUGAAAAACGCAACAUAAAAGAAAGUGAAUCAUUUAUGUUGUAUCGUGUGGGA
This is a messenger RNA of Nymphaea colorata (pocket water lily), 1908 nucleotides long. RefSeq lists its product as uncharacterized. The record is from RefSeq and is a predicted model, not a curated record. Lineage: Eukaryota; Viridiplantae; Streptophyta; Magnoliopsida; Nymphaeales; Nymphaeaceae. Gene Ontology annotation, cellular component: SAM complex; outer membrane. Bases 49 to 1644 code for a protein of 531 amino acids. Gene Ontology annotation, biological process: protein insertion into mitochondrial outer membrane. The transcript is spliced from 4 exons.